AUGACAGCAGAAGGACAAUCGACAGCGCCGGCGCGGCCCAAGGUCACCCUUGCUCAAGGAACGGUGGUAGGGAUCCAACAACAGGAUGCGUACCCCAAGCCCGUCGACGCCUUCUUAGGGAUCCCCUACGCCCUGCCGCCCACGGGCGACAGGAGGUUCCGACCGCCCGAGAAGGUGGCGCGCUCUUACGACGUCAUCGACGCAUCCAAGUUCGGACCGCGAGCGCCCGCGAAACAGUUUAUCAUCAAGGGGCCGAAGUUGGAGGAAAGCGAGGACUGUCUCACGGCCAACGUCUUCCGCCAAACGGGGACCGGCGGUCCGGGUUCAAAGCCGCUGCCGGUCGCCAUCUACAUCCACGGCGGCGCCUUCAACCGCGGAAAUGCCGCGAUGCACGACAGCGCUUCGAUGGUCGGCUGGUCCGCCGAGCCUUUCGUCCUUGUGUCGUUCAACUACCGCAUCGGCGCUCUCGGAUUCUUGCCUUCGAAACUUAGUGCCAAGCACGGGGCGCUCAACCUAGGGUUGAAGGACCAGAUUCUGCUCAUGGAAUGGGUGCAGGAGAACAUUGGCCAAUUUGGAGGUGAUAAAAACAACAUCGGCCACCACCUCCUCGACUACGAGGAAGGCAAACCUCCGCUCUUCCACCGCGUCAUCAUGGAGUCCGGCGCGCCGACAUCACGCGCCGUGCGCCAUUACGACUCAGACAUUCACGAAGAGCAGUUCAAAGCCUUCCUAAAAGAAGUCGACUGUCCAGAAAGCCUACCAGAAGACGGGAUCUUCCCCUUUCUGCGCUCCAUACCCCUCUCCGUGAUCGCAAAAGCGCAGACCACCGUCUUCUACAAAUACAACCCGAGUCUGCGCUGGGCCUUCCAACCCGUCAUAGACGGCGAAAUCAUCCGGCACCGGCCGAUCGACGGCUGGCGCACCGGCAAAUGGCACAAGGUGCCCAUAAUGACCGGCUUCAACGGCAACGAGGGCUCGCUCUACGUGCCCAAGACGAUAUCCAAGUCCACCGAGUUCACCGCCUUCUUCCACGAGCUGCUACCGCAACUAACGCAAGAGGACCUCGACGCCAUCGACGCGCUCUACCCGGACCCGGCCACGGUGCCGGACUCGAUCUACAAGGAAGACCGGCUGAGCUACGGCGUGGGGCCGCAGUACAAGCGCAUCGAGGCCGCGUACGCGCACUACGCGUACGUCGCGCCCGUGCGGCAGACGGCGCAUUUCGCGGGCCCGCGCGUGCCCGUGUACCUGUACCACUGGGCGGCCGUGAGCAGCGUCGUCGGCGGCGCGAGCCACGGCGACAACAUGGCGUACGAGGUGCGCGAGAAGGCGGUCUGCGCCAAGUCCAAGGCGCAGGACGAGUUGGCCGGCGUGCUGCACGCGUACACCACCAGUUUCAUAUGUACCGGCGAUCCGAAUAAGAUCCCCGGGGCUUAUGGGGAUAGGCCGGAGUGGGUUUCGCACGAGGGGGCUGAGCCGAAGAAGGUUGUGUUUGGGCUGGGUAAUGAGGAGUUGAUUGGUGGUGGCGUUGGUGUGCCUGCGACGGUCGAGGAUGAUGUGUGGGCGAAGAAGGAGAGCGAUUUUUGGUGGGAGAAGGUUGAGAUAUCGCAGCAAUGA
Molecule: messenger RNA, 1617 nt
Organism: Annulohypoxylon truncatum
Lineage: Eukaryota; Fungi; Ascomycota; Sordariomycetes; Xylariales; Hypoxylaceae
Product: alpha/beta-hydrolase
Exons: 2
Coding region: 1-1617 (538 amino acids)
Source: RefSeq, a predicted model, not a curated record